GGCCUCUCGGAUCCUGGAGCCGGCGAUCUAGUGGAUCUUUUGCGGGUCAGGAGUGCUGUCUGCUAGCUGCUUUUCCUGCUCUCUCUCCUGGGAGGCGAAUCCUUGAGCCCGAGAUGGCAGCCACCCUGCUCAUGGCUGGGUCCCAGGCACCUGUGACAUUUGAAGAUAUGGCCAUGUACCUUACCCGGGAAGAAUGGAGACCUCUGGACCCUACACAAAGGGACCUUUACAGGGAUGUUAUGCAGGAGAAUUAUGGAAAUGUUGUCUCAUUGGAUUUUGAGAUCAGGAGUGAGAACGAGGUGAAUCCAAAGCAAGAGAUUAGUGAAGAUGUAGAAUUUGGGACCACAUCUGAAAGACCUGUUGGGAAUACUGAGGAAAAUCCUGAAAUUGAAGAGGGCUUUGAAAGCAGGGAUAGAUCAGAAAGACAGUGGGGAGAUUUAACAGCAGAAGAGUGGGUAAGCUAUCCUCUCCAACAAGUCACAGAUCUGCUUGUCCACAAAGAAAUUCACACAGGUAUUCAAUAUCAUAUAUGUUCUCAUUGUGGAAAGGCCUUUAGUCAGAUCUCAGACCUUAAUCGACAUCAGAAAACGCACACUGGAGACAGACCCUAUAAGUGUUAUGAAUGUGGAAAGGGCUUCAGUCGGAGCUCACACCUUAUUCAGCAUCAAAGAACACACACUGGAGAGAGACCCUAUGACUGUAAUGAGUGUGGGAAAAGUUUUGGAAGAAGCUCUCAUCUCAUCCAGCAUCAGACAAUCCACACUGGAGAAAAGCCCCACAAAUGUAAUGAGUGUGGGAAAAGCUUCUGCCGGCUCUCUCAUCUAAUCCAACACCAAAGGACCCACAGUGGGGAGAAACCCUAUGAGUGUGAGGAGUGUGGGAAAAGCUUCAGUCGGAGCUCUCACUUAGCUCAGCACCAGAGGACCCACACAGGUGAGAAGCCUUAUGAGUGUAAUGAAUGUGGGCGAGGCUUCAGUGAAAGAUCUGAUCUCAUCAAACACUAUCGAGUCCACACAGGAGAGAGGCCCUACAAGUGUGAUGAGUGUGGGAAGAAUUUCAGUCAGAACUCUGACCUUGUGCGCCAUCGCAGAGCCCACACUGGAGAAAAGCCAUACCACUGUAAUGAAUGUGGGGAGAAUUUCAGCCGCAUCUCACACUUGGUUCAGCAUCAGAGAACCCACACUGGGGAAAAGCCAUAUGAAUGUAAUGCUUGUGGGAAAAGCUUCAGCCGGAGUUCUCAUCUCAUCACACACCAGAAAAUUCACACUGGAGAGAAGCCCUAUGAGUGCAAUGAGUGUUGGCGAAGCUUUGGUGAAAGGUCAGAUCUAAUUAAACACCAGAGAACCCAUACAGGAGAGAAGCCUUAUGAGUGUGUGCAGUGUGGAAAAGGUUUCACUCAGAGCUCCAAUCUCAUCACACAUCAAAGAGUUCAUACGGGAGAGAAGCCUUAUGAAUGUACUGAAUGCGAGAAGAGUUUCAGCCGGAGCUCAGCUCUUAUUAAACAUAAGAGAGUUCACACUGACUAAGUCCUGUAAUCAUGACUGAGAAAUGAUUCAUUUGAAGCUACAAUUUUAUUUGAUAUCAAAGAGCUCUCUCAAGACAGUUUCUUAUACUGUACCUAAUUUCCUUGUUGUAGGCCACAGUUAAAAUAUCAAAGAAGACCAGCCAUUUGAAAGUCUGACCCACGGCUUUGGGAAUGUUAUUCCCUCUCCAAAAUAGUGAUUUUUAUUCACUCAAUAUUAAUGAAGUACUUCAUCAAAAUCAGCCCCACAAGUAAUGUUGGUAAAUGCUCAGGCCUGAAAAUAGAGUAAAAUUUAAAAAGUUAUUUCUCCUAGCCUUGGCCCAAAAAACUGUGCUAGGGGAAAUGUUGGACUGUAAUAGGGUGGUCACAGCUGGAAAAAGACGAGACUUUGCCUCAAUUGCCACAUGUAUUCACUUACCAUAGUAGUUGGGCACACACAUCUUCCCCUUCAAAGGGCUUUUUCCUUGAGUUGCUCAUGCACUUGUAUCUUUACAGCUUCCUGAGAUUUUUUGGAUUGUGCACUAUGAAGGCAAUGAUCAUAACAUUUUUCAUUCUCAUUGUUUCUAACUUUUUUAAAGCUUGCAUCUUUGUGAAAACUAACUGAAGAUACAGAAUGCAAGGAAAAAUGAAACACAGGUUUGGGGACCAAGGACUCAUCAAUGGUGAUGACUUUAGCAAGUGAUGCCCACUGUUGUUAUUGCCAUUAAUCAGAAUUUAUUAAUUUUCUUUGGGGAUCACUGUAGGGAACAUUUUAGGGAAAAAUGUCUUCAAGGAAAGAUAAGACCAUAAGUGUUGGUGGAGUGCAAGGAACAAGUGGAAUUGACAAUUUCAGGGAAGGAAGCAGAGUCCCUUCCCAAGGAACACAAGUCAUUUCUGUGUUCUUUCCCCUCUACCCUUUAAGAUCAAUUCUCCCUAUACUGCUAACUCUAGGAUUUGAUAGGGCCACUUCCCAGUGUUUCUCUUAGUUUGCAUAAGGGCAUGUGUAUGUACAGUAAAAUGUGUAUUCCUGUGGUUUUCCCAAUAGCAGAAACUUAAUUCACACAGAAUUAGCAUGUUCUUGGGUGAUGCUGACCGUGUGACAGAACUACAGACACAACUCCAAUGUGAGAAAUGUUCUUUUCAUUCUUUAUGAAGAAAAAUUUUAAACACUAGUGCUCUAGUGUGCACUCUUGUAAGGUCUGUCGUUGUGCAGAACUAAGCACUUGUUUAUAUGUAUCAGUCAAUUGUGGGAGAUAAUGACUGGACAAAUAGGUUGACUGUCCUGUUCUCAGACUGCGUAUCUUCUCUUUGGGCUAGUCACAAGGACUUAAUAAAUCUAUAGGGAUGUAUUUUCAUCCUCUCAGCCUAAAGAUAUAAGUGGUUAAAAUAAGAGUUGACUCAAUGUAAACCCAGUAAUGUCAGUUCUUAUCUCAGCCCAAAUAAGAAUUAAGAAAUACCCCAAAUGUUGGUGCUUAUCCAAGUAUUUGGGGGUGUGAGUGGAAGAAAAUUGACGCCCAGGAGAUGGGACUCAAGUGAGGAAUAUUUUUUUUUUGCGUGCCUCAAGUUAUUUCUACUGUGCUUUAUUGUGAGAGUUGUAACAUUUGAAAACUACUUUUGCCACAGCUCUUUGGGACUUGGUGUUAAAGAGCCAGUGGUCUCUCUAGGGUAGUGUACUGUAGUGAGUUAUGACCCACAGCUGUGUGGGACUGUGUCCCUUGCAAAUGACACAACCUUGAAAGUAACAAAAUGAAAAACCACCAAGGAGCUUUCUUUCUGUUGCCACUGCUAUUUAAAUAGAGACUCGGGCAAGAAGCAUGUUUUUUGUUCUACACAAAAUCUAGCUGACGGUGGGUAUCCAUAUUUUAAUUGUUGAAUGACUUACAUGUUCUUAAUGACUAAACUCAAAUAUGUCUUUUACCAUAUCAGUGUUGCUGAUGGUUUUAAUGAAUAUCAGAGUUCUCCUGUUUCUGUGAGCCACUAGGGCAUCAGCUUUGGAGUGGCCAUAGAAGACAGCAUCUUUAUGACCUAACUGUAUUUCACCCCUUUUCCUUCCCUUCUCUCCAGCCCCAACCCCACACUGUGCCUGCUGCUGCUUUUUGGCUUCUUAAGUACUCUUGCCAUCUCUCCAUACAUGUACACUCCAGCUGGGAAGUUAAAGGUCAAAGACCAGACCAGCUCUUUCUCCUCUUUUCUGCCAAUUGCUGCCCAUUUGUUGAACUUUGUGUAAAAGUUAUGCAUCAGACUCUCCUUGCUAAUGCCUUUUGCAUGCCUUCUGCUCCCAAGACUCUGGCUGCUUCUGCACAUACCCUGAACACUUUGUGCCUGUUUUCUAUGGUUGUGGAGAGUGAAUGAACAAGUAAGUAUGUAGAGCAGUUUUCCUUAUGGUAUUGGUCAGUUA
Messenger RNA from Molossus molossus (Pallas's mastiff bat), 3899 nucleotides. RefSeq names its product zinc finger protein 436 (gene ZNF436). NCBI's taxonomy places the organism in Eukaryota, Metazoa, Chordata, Mammalia, Chiroptera, Molossidae. The record is from RefSeq and is a predicted model, not a curated record. The transcript is spliced from 4 exons. Bases 114 to 1526 code for a protein of 470 amino acids. Gene Ontology annotation, molecular function: RNA polymerase II cis-regulatory region sequence-specific DNA binding; DNA-binding transcription factor activity, RNA polymerase II-specific. Gene Ontology annotation, biological process: regulation of transcription by RNA polymerase II; central nervous system development. Gene Ontology annotation, cellular component: nucleus.